AUGGGAUUACUAAAUUCUCAAGAUAAAGACAUAAUAAAGAGAGCGCUACCCAAAUCUUCCAACAAGAUUAUAGACAUAACGGUAGCAAGAUUAUACAUUGCAUACCCAGAUACAAAUAAAUGGACGUACACGGGACUCUCCGGUGCAAUUGCACUAGUGGAUGACUUGGUAGGAAACACUUUCUUCCUCAAGAUGGUCGAUAUUGAAGGUCAUAGAGGCGUCAUUUGGGAUCAAGAAUUGUACGUUAAUUUCGAAUAUUAUCAAGAUAGAACUUUCUUUCAUACUUUCGAGAUGGAAGAUUGCUUUGCUGGGUUAUUGUUUGUCGAUUUGGCGGAAGCUGCUCAUUUCUUAAAAAGAAUUCAGAAAAGAUCCAAGUACGGGUCCAGAAAGACUUUACAGAAUAAAAAUGCUAUUGCAAUGACGAAAAAAGUGAAGAAAGAGCAAGAAACUAAAUCUGUACAAGGUCCAAGGGGAGAAGCAUUAAUUGCCAACCAGAGACAGAGGUAUCAAUAUGAUCAACCUGAUAAUGCAAUUCCAAGUACAAAACAUAAAGCACCUCCACCACCACCACCGUCAGCUCCUACACCAGAACCCAAUAAUGAACAAAAUGCAACUAGUACACCAGCAUCACCACAACCGCAGCAAACUCCUGAGCAACCAACAUCACCUACGACAACACAUACAAAAUAUAAGGUACCUCCCCUACCUGCACAAUUUGCACCACCACCUGCAGGUGCACAUGUACCGCCACCACCAUCAUCAUCACAAAAUCAAUCCACAACUACAAAUGGUAAUUUCCCAUUUCCUAUGCCUGCUGGUGUACCUCCUCCACCAUCUCAAAAUUUCCCAUAUCCAACUCCACAAGCUCCAGGUCCACCUCUACCCCAACAGGGACAACAAUUUAAUCAACCCUACCCUCCACAGAACAAUGGUAAUCCAUUCUUUGGUCAACAACAGCAACAACAACAUCAAUUCCAAAAUAGACCUGUUACAAACUUGCCCAUGAGGGGGCCAAGUAACAGUGGCAGAGCUGUGCCACCACCACCACCACUAAGGCGUGGUGGUAACGCACCUCCACCUCCACCACAUAGACAUACUACCACACAAUUCCAAGGAGGUAUCAAUCCAAUGAUACAUCCAACUCAGACAGGGAUGAACAAUAACAUGCAAGGAGGUAUCAAUCCAAUGAUACAACCCACUCAAACAGGAAUGAACACCAACACGCAAGGAAGAACAGUGCCUCCACCUCCACCAGCAAGAAGAGGACCUGCUCCACCGCCACCACCUAGAGCAGCAAGGCCAGCUAUGCAACUCCCUCAACAGCAAAUACAGCAACAGCAAUCUAACGUCCCACCUGGUAUGAGUUUACCAUUCCAACCACAACAACAACAACAAUUCUCUCCACCACCACAACAACAACAGCAAUUCCAACAACAACAAGGAAAUCUUCCACCACCCCCAAUGACAACAUUCGACAUGUCUUCCCAUAAUUCAAGUCCAAACGUGACGGGCCAGGCUCUUCCAGCUCCCCCUAGCUUUCCCCAACAGCAGCAGCAGCAACAAUCGAACAUACCUGUGCCUCCACCAAUGCCACAGCAAACAAGUAUCCCAGUUGCACCACCUCCACCACCAAUGGGCAACUCAGUGCCUGCACCACCACCUCCAUCAUUCCUAACAAAUAAUGCAGGUGCCCCACCGGCACCUCCACCACCACCAAUGAUGAAUAACAAUAAUAAUGCCGGAGCAGCAGCACCACCAAUUUCAGAGGCUACAGGUGAUCCUGGAAGAGACGCACUAUUGGCAUCCAUUCGUGGUGCUGGGGGUAUUGGAGCAUUGAAAAAAGUAGAUAAAGCGCAAUUAGAUAAACCAUCUGUAUUACUUCAAGAAGCCAAGGGUGAACCAGUAUCCGUUCCAUCUUCCAAUGGAGGUGGUCCAGGACCUGCCGGUGCUGGAGGACCUGGAGGUUCAUUAGCUGAUGCCCUAGCCGCCGCAUUGAAUAAGAGAAAGAAUAAAGUAGGAGGCGGUGAUGAGGAUGAUGGUGAUGAUUGGUAG
Molecule: messenger RNA, 2052 nt
Organism: Naumovozyma castellii
Lineage: Eukaryota; Fungi; Ascomycota; Saccharomycetes; Saccharomycetales; Saccharomycetaceae
Gene: LAS17
Product: actin-binding protein LAS17
Exons: 1
Coding region: 1-2052 (683 amino acids)
Source: RefSeq, a predicted model, not a curated record